GCUUGACAGCAUAACAAAGUAGACGCCAAUGCAAGGGAAGUACGUUUGAUUUUUAGACAGACGGUUCAAAGCCUACUAAGCAGUUAGAAAAUGGAAAAAUAAUCGCAGCCUUAGCAGUAUCGAUCGGACCGUUGGCAGCCGGCCUGGGGAAGGGUUACUCCAGCCCGGCCAUCGCGAGUCUUCAGGAGCUGCAGAUCCGUCAGCGUGGCAAUUACAGCUCUUUCUCGGUAAACGACCAGCAAGCGAGUUGGAUUGCCAGCCUUUCGUUGCUCGGUGCCCUCUUCGGGGGUAUGUUCGGAGGCGCCGCAAUGCAGUACGGCCGGAAGCGAGUGCUAGCACUGAUGGCUCUCCCGUUUUCGCUGUCCUGGAUUCUGACAGUAUUUGCCAAAUCAGUGGAAACGAUGUUUUUCACUGCCUUCAUCGGAGGUUUCUGCUGUGCCAUCGUGUCCACCGUGACGCAGGUGUACAUCAGUGAAAUCUCAUCGCCGGACAUCCGAGGCUUCCUGAGUGCCAUUCAGAAAAUUGCCGGACAUCUAGGGAUGCUGAUAUCGUACCUGCUCGGGGCGUACCUGGACUGGCGGCAGCUGGCGAUGCUGGUUUCGGUGGCACCGAUUAUGCUCUUCAUAUCUGUGAUCUAUAUACCGGAAACGCCGAGCUUCUUAGUGCUAAGAGGUUGUGACGAGGAAGCUCAUCGAGCACUGCAAUGGCUUCGAGGUCCACACAAAAACGUAGAGAUAGAACUCGACACCAUUCGAUCGAACGUGCGUACGUCGAGAAUUAACCUCCUCAAUCGGAUGUCCACGCUGACCACCACGACGACCGUAACGGCUGCCAGCAACGGGCAACCGCUUCCAUCGCAUCACCAACAGCAACAGCAGCAACAGAAAUCGAUGACGGGUCAAUUGGCUGGAAUAAUCCGUUCCUGGCAGUUGCCACGCAUUUCAUUCGAUGCCGUCGCAACGAACGUGAAAGCCGUCAUGCGCAAUGCCCGCCUAGUGAAGCCUGUCUCCAUCACCUGUGGCCUUAUGAUCUUCCAGCGAUUCACCGGUGCCAAUUCGUUCAACUUCUACGCGGUCACCAUUUUCAGUAAAACAUUCGCCGGUAUGAACCCGCACGGAGCGGCCAUCGCGGUCGGGUUCGUGCAGCUGCUGGCCUCCAUGCUUUCCGGGCUGCUGAUCGACACCGUCGGCCGCAUCCCGCUGCUCAUCGUCAGCAGUGUGUUCAUGUCGCUCGCGCUGGCCAGCUUCGGGUCGUUUGUUUACUACGGUCACACGAACAAACUGCUCGCCACGGCAAACUUCGACCUGGACGCACCGGUCGGCAACAACGACUGGAUCCCGCUGCUGUGCGUGCUGGUGUUUACCGUGGCCUUCUCGCUGGGAAUUUCACCCAUUUCCUGGCUGCUGGUAGGUGAACUGUUUCCGCUGGAGUAUCGAGGCAUUGGUAGCUCGAUUGCUACCAGUUUCAGUUACUUCUGCGCUUUCCUCGGCGUAAAAACGUUCAUGGAUUUUCAGAGUCUCUUCGGUUUGCACGGGACCUUUUGGUUGUACGCGUGCAUCUCCUGUGCGGGACUGUUCUUCGUCAUCAUGGUCGUCCCGGAAACCAAGGGUCGCGACCUGGAAGAAAUGGACCCCAAGUACGUGCGAACGCUGACGAUAAAUCGAUGAGAUAUGGGAACGCACGUAGAGUAUCUAGUAUAGUAUUUAAUGGGCCCUCGCGCUACCUUGCUUUGUCGAUAUUUGCUUAUCUAGCAGCAGCUGUGCGUGGCGUUACAUUUUUUCACUUAUACGAUUGCUUAUUACAUUUAGCGUACAUUGUUCGGGUGCUUAGCAAGGAAAAGUGGCGAGAAUGACGGAGUGAGCGUAAAACAUUUAAAUGUUCCUAAGUAAGUUAGAAAGUGUUUAGCUGACGAAUGCAACUGUGAAAGAUGUUCAAGCUAUAAACGAAAAUCGUUGCUUAAAAUUAUUUUUUUCUAUACAUACUAGAGAAACUUACACGUGUAAAUAUGUUAAAAAAAUUGAAAGGAAAUCGUACUUACGGCAAACAAUUGCAAUUUAAUUAUUAAACUAAACUCAAUUAGAAGAAACCCGCUUUCCACACACACUUACAAUGCAGGUGGUAGUGAUGUGUGCAAGAGCGCGGUCGAGUGAGCUGAAUUUUAAGUUCGAAACUAUUCACUAUUAGGAACAGACAAGAAAAAAAAACACUGUACAUAUAGAUCCGUUAAACGCACAAAGGAGUAUUGAUUAACGAAUAGAACGACGCAAUUAUACAGAUUAGUGUGAUUCGGAGCAAGACUUUCUUGGCUUUGCUUUUGCUUGAUCCGCGAACGAAGGCGCCGCGAAUUUGUAGAGGUUUCCGG
Messenger RNA from Sabethes cyaneus, 2362 nucleotides. Its product is annotated as facilitated trehalose transporter Tret1-2 homolog. The transcript has 6 exons. The record is from RefSeq and is a predicted model, not a curated record. Gene Ontology annotation, molecular function: transmembrane transporter activity. Gene Ontology annotation, cellular component: membrane. Bases 291 to 1667 code for a protein of 458 amino acids. NCBI's taxonomy places the organism in Eukaryota, Metazoa, Arthropoda, Insecta, Diptera, Culicidae. Gene Ontology annotation, biological process: transmembrane transport.